Molecule: messenger RNA, 2250 nt
Organism: Tetrahymena thermophila SB210
Lineage: Eukaryota; Ciliophora; Oligohymenophorea; Hymenostomatida; Tetrahymenidae
Product: Sel1 domain protein
Exons: 8
Biological process (GO): ERAD pathway
Cellular component (GO): endoplasmic reticulum membrane
Molecular function (GO): protein binding
Source: RefSeq, a predicted model, not a curated record
AUGAUAAGAAAUAUUUUAGGAAAAAUAGCUGUUAUCAUUUGUAUAAUAAAGAUUUAACUAUUUAAUUGCUUAGAAGUAAUUAAGGAAAUAGAUGAGCAUAUUAAAUAUUAUGAAUCUAGUGAAGCUAAAGAAAAGCUUUUAGAGUUAUUCAAAUAUAACUGCACUUAAAGCAAUUUAGGAGAAUUAAUAAAUUAAUAUGCUAAUUUGAUUUAUUAUGGAUAAAAUGAUGAUAACAAUUCCUUAAAAUUAUCAUAUUAUUUUUAUAAGUUGGCUGCAUAUUAUGGGUAAUAAGAUGCCCUCUUUAUGACUAGCUUAUUCAGCAACUUUAGAUUGGAUGGUAGCUAUAAUAUUCUCUAAAACUUAGAUAGAUUACUUGAAAAAGCUAAGAAUACUAUUUCUGAUAUCAACAAUUAAACUAGUUCUUAUAGUUUAGACAAUUUAUCUUAACUAGAACUAUUGUCAAUAUACUAAUAUGUCUCUGAAAAGAGAAAUUCUUCUUCAGUUCUUGAUUUAUAUUUAUCAUCACAGCAAUAGAACUUCUUUUCUAAGCUAGCUUUAGCUCAUAAAUAUAUGCAUGGAAGAGGAGUUAAUAUUGAUUGUCGUACAGCUUCUCUUUACUUCAAAGACCUAGGAAAAGAUUAAUAUCUAGAUUCUGAUUAAGUUCCAAAUUUAAGUAAAAUUAUAAGGCUAGACCUUUAGAUUUACAGCAUGACUUCGAAUUUAUUUAGCUUUAAUCUUAACUCAGAUAAGAUAAAAAUACUUGAGACUUUCAAACAUAUUAGCUUAAAUUAUCAAAGCAGUAAUUUAGGAGAAUUACUUAAUUUAGCAGAAUCUUAUUUUUAUGGCAUAAAUGGAGUAAGAAGGGACUUUAAUAAAUCGUUUGAGAUUUAUUAAUCUAUAUAUAGUAAAAAGAAUAUAAGUUAGAAUAUAAACACCUUCAAAGCAGGAGCAAUGCUAGGAUACCAUUAUAUGAGAGGUUAUGGGGUUAAAAAAGAUUAUUAAAUGUCAUUUAGCAUAUUUUAGUCCUUGUCUGACUAAGGGGAUACUAUAUCUCUAAAUGGAUUAGGUUAUUUAUACUACAAUGGAUAUGGAGUGAAGAAAGAUUAGAGAAAAGCAAUCUCUUUAUUUAAAAAAUCAGCAAGCUUGAAAGAUGUAAAUGGAAUGUACAACUAUGGUGUUAUUCAUAUGCUUCCUUCUACCGAUAUCCACCUAAGAGACAAAUAAAUAGCUCACCAAUACCUAAAUUUGGCAUCAGAAAAAGGCCAUGCUUUAGCAUAAUAUGCUUUAGGUUUACUUUAUCUAGAUGGCGUCGAUUUUUAUUAAUCUUGUGAGCUUUCCACACUUUUGAUGAGCAGGAGCAUGUCAAGAAGUGCUUCAAGUCACUUUUAAAACUCAGCUAAUUAUUUGUAUUCACUCAAUAACUAUAGACAAUCCCAUUUAAACUAUUUGAUAUCAGGCUAUUUAGGAGAUGAUGUUUCAUUACAAAAUGCAGCAAUAUUAGCAGAUAAAUACUCUGGGAUUUACACUUACAAUGAUAUAAAUUUUUAUGAUUUAGAAAAUGAAUUGAAAUAAGAUCCUAUUUACAAUCUACUAGUAGAAAAGAAAUUUAUAGAAAUUGAUUUCCAUGAGUUAUUAUUUGAAGAUAUUUUGUAAAUGGUGAAAAAUAAAACAACUUUGAAUAAUUUACUUAAAAUCGAAAAAAAUUCUUCCAAAAAUUCUAUAAGUGGAUAUGUUUCAUAUUAGCUUCUAAAGACUUCAAUAAGUUAAAGUGGAUAUAGUAAUUUAAGAUUAGGUGACUAUUUUUAUUAUGGAAUUAAUGUUAAACAAAGCUAUUCAAAAGCAUAUUAAUACUACAAAUUAGCUGCUGAAAAAAAAGACUCAAACAUUAUUGAUUAGGUAAGCUAUAUUUAAGCAUAGGGUUACUUCAAUUUAGCUUAUAUGGAGCAGCUAGGCCAAGGUGUUCCUUAAAAUUAUUAACUUGCUUAUAUGCAUCUUAAUUAAAGUCUAUCUUUAACAAAUGACAAUUUUUUGGCUAACGUUCUACUUAGAAUAAAUUUCCUAGAAGAUAUUCUUAAAAUACAUGAUCCUGAUACUUAAAAGAAAAUUAUAAAUUAGCUGUCAGUUUUUUUCAAAUAGCUUUUCAAUGAUUAUAAAUCUCUCUUUAAAGUCCUCUCUUGCAUACCAUUUAUUCUAAUGAUCAUAUAUUUGUAUGGUAAGAGGUUGAGAAUCAAACAUGAGCAUAACGUGUGA